Molecule: messenger RNA, 1565 nt
Organism: Girardinichthys multiradiatus
Lineage: Eukaryota; Metazoa; Chordata; Actinopteri; Cyprinodontiformes; Goodeidae
Exons: 8
Coding region: 126-1178 (350 amino acids)
Source: RefSeq, a predicted model, not a curated record
GGCGGACCUACUGAAGUGUCAUCUGCUCUGACGGCCCCCGUUCGUUUGAAGCCUUUACGUCAUGACGUGAAGAGAAAUAGUCGAGAAGUCACUCUGACUUUGUGUUUACGGCAGACGGAUAAGUCAUGGCUGUUCUGCUGAGGAAAGUGAGGCGCACAGACGCAGCAGCUGCCUCAGUGCUGGAACGAGCAGAUUUCCGCACGGAUUCAGAGAUCCGGUCUUUGACUCGAGAAGACCUGCACGAGCUGUUUCCUGGACCUGAGAAGCUGAAGCUGAGGAGGACCAUCUUCAGACUCAUAGAGAGAAAUAAACCAGUAAAUGUGCUCCUAGAAGAACUCAAAGGUUUCAUCCCACAUUAUUCUCUCAGGGAUUCUUUAUCUUGCAGUGGGGUCUUGGUUGACUACCUUCAUACCAUGAAGGACAUGAAAGCUCAGCUGAACAAUAUGCAGAGUUUCAUUGAAGCACACAUUGAUUUACUGGAGGACAUCAGCAAAGCUGAGCCACACCAGGAACCUAACCCAGAUAUUUUAUCCAGCCCUGGCACGAUGGCUCCCAGUCCUCCACUGGAGCCUUACCUUAAACCAGCAAAUGGACAUUCAUAUGGAGCUGAAGUGAUGUACCAGAUGGUUGUCGGUGGUAAAACCUUUGAUGCUCAUCUUCAGCUGAUGGCCAGGGUCCAAGCUCAAGUGCAGGACCGGGUUCAGCUCAUUUCAUGCAGUCAGGAUGGCCAGGUCCUCAUAGUCUUCUGCCCAAUCACUUCACGUGCCGGGGCAGAUGUUGAUGGAGCCUUGAUUAAUGUAACAGGAGAUGAACCUCUUAUCCUGGUGUUGAUGCACCACACACUUGAGAUCAAGCACCCAGCAACAAGGAGGAUGUGGUCGGAUUACUCAAAUAUCGUGCUGCAUGUCGAUGUUUUCUACCAUGGGACAUCGCGCGGAUUGUUGAGGUGUCAAGAAAACGAUGCUGCUGUGAUCCAGAUACAGAACAAAUUACUGGAAUACUGUACUCCAAGAAGUAAAUGGGCUGUGACUGGUGAAUAUAACAGCCCCGACAUUGACAGCUGCUCCCAUUUGGACGAUGGGGGCAGUGAGUUUGGCUUUAGGUUGUUCGGCAGUGACAGCAGCAGCAGCAGCAGUAGUAACAGUGAUACUAAAAGUAUUUGGGGCCCUGCAGAAUAGAAGUUUAUGCAUGUUUCUUCUUUUUCUCAAUUUUCACUUAUGUGAAUAGUAUAUUUCAAUCAAUGUUAUAAUUGUUGUUUUGAGAUGCUGUGAUUAUUUAACAUUUUAUUUUAUGGCAGUUUAUGUUUUUUUUUUAUAUUUGUCCUUUAAUAUGUUUACUGGAAACAACAGGUGGUGCAAUGGUGUAAAUCAAAUAAAUAAUCCAAUGUUGUUUAAUCAUAUGCAAAUUUAAUUUUAAAAUCAUUCAGUCUCUAUUUUGUAAUUAAUUGCAUAUUCAGAUUGCAAUGACAACUUCUUUUGGAAAUCUGUAACGGUGUGUUGACUUGAACACCCAAUUGGGGACAUGUGUUGUCAGAUAAAGUGAACAAAAAUUAAACAUAAAAACUA